Molecule: messenger RNA, 1043 nt
Organism: Limanda limanda (common dab)
Lineage: Eukaryota; Metazoa; Chordata; Actinopteri; Pleuronectiformes; Pleuronectidae
Gene: tnfaip8l2b
Product: tumor necrosis factor, alpha-induced protein 8-like 2b
Exons: 3
Coding region: 278-838 (186 amino acids)
Biological process (GO): regulation of apoptotic process
Cellular component (GO): cytoplasm
Source: RefSeq, a predicted model, not a curated record
UGUCAUAGCAAUUUAGUUCCUCAAGGAAGUACAACUCAACAUUAUCUUAAGACAGUGUGGCAGGAACAGAGGCGCUGCAGGAGGGCUGCUGCUGCCGCUGCCACUCUUUUCUGGGUUCCGGUUCUGGUGAAGAUGGAGGGAUCGGUUUAAAUCCAACGGCCUGAGCUGUCAACCCGGAGCAGAGGGAGAGAGAGAGAGAGAGGCACAGCCGAGGAGGGAGGGGGACCCAGCACACACUCUCUGACACACACACACACAGACACACAAAAAGGCAGACAUGGCCGACUUCAGUACCAAGGACAUGGCCUUGAAGGUGCAGAAGAAGCUCCUCAGCUCCAUGGCCAGCAAGAGCUCGGUGCAGAUGUUCAUCGACGACACCACCAGCGAGAUCCUGGACGAACUCUACCGCAUCUCCAAGGAGUACUCGGGAAACAAGUCGGAGGCUCAGAAGGUUAUCAAGGACCUGAUCAAGAUCGCGGUGAAGAUCGGCCUCCUGUUCCGGAACAACCGGUUCAGCACCGAUGAGCUGAAAGUCGCACAGGACUUCAAGAAGAAGCUGCACCAGGGCGCGAUGACGGCGGUCAGCUUCUACGAGGUGGAUUACACCUUCGACAAAGCGGUGAUGGCCGACCUCCUGACGAACUGCAGGGACCUGCUGCUGAAGCUGGUCAACACUCACCUCACCCCCAAGUCCCACGGCCGCAUCAACCACGUCUUCAACCAUUACUCCGACCCGGAGCUGCUGACCAAACUGUACGACCCCGACGGGCCCUUCCGACCCAACCUCACCAGGAUCUGCAAAGGACUCGACAAACUGGUGGAGGAAGGCACAAUAUGACCGGGGAGCAGUCAGACACUGGGAGGCCUAGAGGCAGACACUGAAGACUGAGCUGCUGGACAAGUCAUCAUGAAUAUAAAACAUAUAUAAACACUGCUGCUGAGGACCGGCAGCGAAAAGACGAGCUCUUCCAGAACAACGGGGGAUCAAAAUAAAAGGUGGUUCAGUCAUCCCUCAGUGUUUUAAAGUUUAGAGGAGACAUAUC